AGCAUUGAUUCUACAUUUUUAGUUUUAUCUUCAUGUUCUUUAUUUUACCUUUUGAUGCUUUCUUUGCCUUGUUGUCUUUGCCAUCCAUUGCUUCUUCUUUUUUUCCUCCGUUACAAAGACUGAAACUCCAUUUGCUCCAUAGUUUGAUCAUUCGUUCACUGCUAUUUUGUUUUUGGUUUGCUUGUCUGUUUUACCAAUUACUAUAAAUUGAACCCCCCCCCCAAAAAAAAUGGAGUUUGUUUCUGGGUUUAAACGUUACAUGUUGAAGCCUGAUAGUAAAGUUCAGAAUCUCAAGGAUCAAAUUGCGAAUCUGAGAUACCAAAGAGACAUGGUGCAGCAUUUCAUUGUUGUUGCCAAGGAAAAGGGACAAGAGUUUGACCAAUAUGGCAUGAUUUGGGUGAAUCGCGCAGAGGAGAAAAUCAAGGAAGAGGAAGAGACAGUGAAAAACCUUGAAGCGCAAGCAAAGAAGAGGUGUUUCCUUGGCCUGUGUCCUAAUUUGAAGUCUCUUAACUUGCUCAACAAGAAAGCUGAAGAGGAUGCACAAGCUGUUCUGGAGCUCAUUCAACAAGCAAAAUCUCACAAGUUCAACAAUGAGAGCAAGGUUCAAAACUUGGAAGAUCAACCUGAAGCUGAUAAAAGAAACAUGGAAGUUGAACCGGAGAAGCAAACCAGUGAUAAGGCCAAGACGGUGAUGGAAGUUGAAGCUAAGGUCAGUGGUUCAGCAAAAGCUGACACCACGAAGGCCAAGAGCAAGCGGAUUGAACAACGCCGGUCCGAUAGAGGUUUAUAUCCUGGUGAUACCCAGGAGACAAAGUCUAGGCCUAUUCAAGGCUUUGAGGCUUUCGAAUCGAGGAAAGCUACAGUGGAGAAUAUUGUGGAAGCUUUAAAGGAUCCUGAUCUGAAGAUCAUUGGAGUAAAUGGGAGGCCUGGUGUAGGCAAGACCAUGCUAGUGAAAGAAGCUGCUAGGAGAGCCAGGGAAGAAAACAUGUUUGAUGAGGUUGUGAUGGUAACUGUUUCAUGGAAUCCAAACAUAAAAAGAAUUCAGCGAGAAAUUGCAGAUGCACUAGGCCUGAAACUUGAUGAGGAGACUGUGUUUGCAAGAGCAAUGAGACUGCAGCAGUGGUUGAAGAAACAAGAUAAGAGAGUUCUUCUAAUUUUAGAUGAUAUUUGGGAUGGCCAAAGACUGGAAUUGGAACAAGUUGGGAUUGCUAUUGAAGGUGACCAGAGUAUUGCAAGUGAAGAAGAUCUAGGGCGGCCAUUGAUGCAAAAUAUCAGCGAAAAUGGUUUUCAGAAAUUCUCUGCUGUUAGAUUCAAAAUAUUGCUGACUUCCACAAGUCGACAGGUACUCAUUGAUAUGAAAACGGAAGAAAUUUUCGAUGUCCACGUGUUAACUGAUGAAGAAGCAAUGGGGUGGAUUCAGAAAGUUGUGGGCAAUGCAGCAAACCAGCCUGGUUACCGACAACUACUGACUCAAGUUGUGAAAAACUGUGCAGGUUUUCCGGUUGCUAUUUCAGCAAUUGCAAUUGCACUGAGAACACAAAACUUCAACCAUUUGGUGGAGGCUUUGCGAAAAGAAACAAAGCCAAUUGCAAAAAAGGAAGAAGCGCUCAAAAGUGUUUACUUCACUAUAGAGUGGAGUUACAGUAUGUUAGAGAACCCUCAAUUGCAGUCAUUUUUCCAACUCUGUGCCUUGCUGCCCCGGGGCUCUGACAUUCACGUAUCUGAUUUGCUAAGAUACAACUCGGGCUUGAGAAUAGCAAGUAAUGUUAGCACAUUGGAAGAAGCCAAAAAAUGUUUGAAUAAGCUCAAAGAUGCAGGUUUACUACUCAGCAGUGACAACAAUGAAGUGGUGAAAAUGCAUGACAUUGUUCGUGAUGUCGCCAUUUGGAUUGCAUCUGAAGAAAAGCGGAUGUUUGUUAUAGAGGAUGAAAACCGUAUCGAAGAGCUGCUAAAGGAAAGAAAACUCAACAGUUGCACUGCCAUUUCGCUGCCAUACAAUAGCAAUAACAAGUUGCCAGACAAUCUCGAAUGCCCCAGGCUAAAGUUGCUGGUUUUGUUCAACAAAAAUCCAUCGUUAGAAGUCCCAGACAAUUUCUUUAAGCGGAUGAGUGAACUCUUGAUAUUAGAUUUCACUGGUAUGGAUUUUGCUUCCCUGCCUUCAUCAUUUACUUCUUUAAGAAACCUUCAAAGGUUGCUUUUCGAUGAAUGUAAGUUGAAUGACAUUGCAAUUGUUGGGAAGCUGAAGCAAUUGGAUACACUUAAAAUUCUCAGUUCUGAUAUUCAGAGAUUGCCCCAGGAAAUAGGGGGACUAACAAGGCUUAAGUCCUUAGACUUGAGCAAUUGUUCUAAGCUUAAAGUCAUUCCAGAUAAAAUCAUAUCAGGCUUGCCUUAUUUAGAAGAACUGCUUAUGCGCAACAGCUUCGAUCAAUGGGGUGUUGAAGGCAAUGCCAGCCUUAGUGAAUUGAAGUCUUUGUCUGGUCUAAUUGCUUUGGAUGUCCAUAUUCAUUCUGUUCAACUUAUGCCAGCAGAACUAUUCUCUGAAAAACUGAAUCGGUACAAGAUUCUUAUCGGGGAGGUCUGGGACUGGUCCAGAAAGUAUGAAAAGGAGAGGACACUGAAACUCCAGCUUACUAAGGGAAUUCACUUGGAUCGUGGAAUUAAACUGUUGUUGCAGAAAACUGAAGAUCUAUAUCUAGAUGAAAUGCAAGGCAUCAAGAACCUGCUGUAUGAGUUGGAUGGCACUGGUUUUCCACAGCUCGAGAAUCUCUACAUACAAAAUGGUCCAGAAUUACUGUUCAUUAUUAACUCUAUGGAGGUGGCAUCACGUAAAGCCUUUCCUAUCCUCAAAUCACUAGUUCUUCAGAAUCUGAUUAAUUUGGAGAAGAUUUGUCAAGGCAAACUUGAAGAAGAAUGUUUCAAUAGAUUGCAAAUCAUAAGUGUCGAAUGUUGUGACCGACUCAAGAAUCUUUUUCCAUUCUCCAUGACCAAAAUGCUUGUCCAACUUCAAGAAAUUAAAGUUUCAAAGUGCAAAAGCAUUGAAGAGAUCGUUACUGAAGAGAGAGAGCAAAAUGCUGGUAUAGCAACCAAUAAAACUGAGUUUGGCCAAUUGCGAUCCUUAACACUGAAGCUUCUACCAGAGCUUCGUAGUUUCUGCUCCAAAGAGAAAAGCCGUUCCAUUUAUCAACUGGAACCGGUGAAUACAUGGUCUUGGCUACUUUUUGAUGGAAAGGUUGUGUUUCCUGUCCUUGAGAAACUGCAGUUGUCCUGCAUCAACAUUGAAAGGCUAUGGCUGAAAUCAUCUUACUACAGUCAGAACUUGACAAGCUUGGCAAUUGAGGGUUGUGGUAACCUUAAACACAUUUUUUCACCUUCUAUCACUAGAUGCUUAUUGAGACUCAAAAGCUUUGAGAUAAUUGACUGCAAAUGUAUAAGAGAGAUUAUAGUUCCAGAUGAAGUAAAAGAAAAGGAAAAAGAAACAGAAACAAAAGAAAAAGUAAAAGAAGAAGAAAAAGAAGAGAUUGACAAGAUAUUGUUCCCCCAGCUAAAUUCCUUGAAAAUGAUAAAUCUUGUGAACUUAGUCGGAUUCUGCUCGGAGAGUUGCUUUCUUGAGUUCCCAUCUUUGAAGCUUUUGGAGAUAGAGAAUUGCCCACGGUUGAAGGAGUUUAUGCACAAACCUCAGAGUACAGACAUCACAACUGUCAUUGGAACUCUAGAAAUAAACAAAGAGAAUGAUCAUCAUUUAGGUGAACAAGCUCUCUUUAAUGCAAAGGUUGCAUUUCCAAAGUUGGAGAAAUUGAAGAUCUCCCGUUUGGGAACUGUGAAGAUAUGGCACGGUCAACUCCACACAGAUUCUUUUAGCAAACUAAAAGAAAUGAAGGUUGGAUAUUGUAAUGAUAUAUUGACUAUUUUCCCAUCUAUUAAGGAGUGGAACUUCCAGGGAUUAGAAACACUAAUAGUUUUCAACUGCAAUUCACUACAACAUAUUUUUGAAUCAUCGGACAUCAAAGUAGGCACUCAGCUAAGAAGAUUGUAUAUUUCUCAUCUUCCAAAGCUGGAACAUGUCUGUAAUGAGGAUUCCCAAAGCAAUCUUACCUUUGAAAAUAUACGAAAUGUAUACAUUCAAGACUGUUGGUGUCUGAAAAGUCUUUUUCCAGCAUCAGUGGCAAAAGGUCUUAAACAACUCGUAGAUCUCACAAUUGAUUCUUGUGGAUUGGAAGUGGUUAUUUCAGAGGGGAAAGUACAGAACCAAGAUGUUAAUGAGUUUGAAUUUCCUGAAGUCUGCUCUCUUACACUUCAGAACCUGCCUGAACUGAAAUGCUUUUACCCAGCAGAAUAUGAAGCAAAAUGGCCAAAGUUAAAAAAGUUGAAGACUUAUCAUUGUGGCCAUGAAGUGCUUGGGAUGGAAGAACAUCAGUCCUCAAAUCAAAAGCCACUUUUCUUUUUUGAAAAGGUGAUCCAUGAUUUGGAGGAGUUGUCAUUAAACAGCAAGCACAUUUCAGUAAUACGCAAUCAUCCAUUUCAAGUAGGCAUCUUCAGCCGCAUAAAAGUUCUUCAAGUGCUUGGCUAUCACGACAAACCAGUUGUUUUUCUAUUUAAUCUUCUAGAAAAAUUUAACAAUCUGAAAAAGCUUGAGCUGAUUCAUUGUGAUUUCAAAGGGAACUUCAUUGAUGAAGGAGAUGAAAGUGAAAAGAAAACGGAAAGGGAGACGGUUAGUCUUCUGAACACCGGCUACAUAGGGGAGCAAAACUCACAACUACCCCAUGUUGUCCUAAAUCUUGAAGCUCUUGAAUUUAGGAGAUGUGAUGGUUCGAUCAGUUUGGGACUAUACUUGUCAUCCUUUCAAAAUCUCAUAACUUUGGACCUGUGGCAGUGCAAAGCAACUGCCUUAAUUACAUCUUCAGUAGCUCGGAAUCUGGUGCAGCUGAUAAAAAUGAGGAUUAGAGACUGCAUUAUGGUGAGAGAAAUAGUUGCAAAAGAGAAAGAUGAUGCAAAAGACUUAGUAAGUUUCUGCAAGCUGAAAUUCUUAGUACUUCAUUAUUUACCAAACCUUUCAAGCUUCUGUUCAGAGGAAUACAGCUUUCAGUUCCCAUCUUUGGAACAAGUUAUUGUGAGACAAUGUCCCAAAUUAAAGAUCUUUUGUCAGGGAGUCUUAAGUACCCCGCAGUUACAUAGAGUGAGGCUAUCAGAAAAGGACUAUAAGGGGUUUUGGGCUGGUGAGCUCAAUGCCACCAUAUCUCAGUUGCACAAAAAUACAGUAAGAUAUUAUGAGCAAGAGCAUUUGAAACUUCAUGAGUUUCCUGAGUUGGGGGAAAUCUGGAAUACAGUUCCUCGAGGAAUUAUAGACUUCAAAAGACUCAAAUGUCUGGAAGUGUAUGUCUGUAACAACCUGAGAUACAUGUUAACAGUUUCCAUGGCUGCAGAUCUUGUGCAGCUGCAGCAGAUAAAAGUAAAAAAUUGCAAAGUAAUUGAAGAAAUCAUCAGAGAUGACAAAUCAACUACAAUGAAGAUCAUAUUCCCUCAGCUUAAAACAAUAACUAUCAAGUCUUGUUUGGGCUUGUCAUGGUUUUCCUCAGGAAGUUUUGCAUUGGAAUGUCCAAACUUGAAGGAAAUUACGUUAGUUGGCUGUCCAAAGAUGGUUGCAUUUGCAUCCACUGUUUCAAACGAGCUGCACAAUGAGAUCAUCGGUGGAGAAUAUUUGAAUAUUCUUGUAAAGGAUGCCUCCAAUGUCUCUGCUAAACCCUUGUUCAGUAAUAAGGUGUCAUUACCUUUGUUAAAGGAUUUGACAAUUGUAGACAUGGGGAAUCUGGAAAGGAUAUGGGAUGACCAACUUGAGAUGAACUCCUUCUCCAAAUUAAAACACCUUGAAGUUCAUAGUUGUGUGAAACUAUCAAACAUUUUCCCACUUAAUAUGCUGGAAAGACUUCAGAGACUAAAAAAUCUGCAAGUAAUGGAGUGUGCCUCAUUAGAAGAAUUAUUCGAACACAAAUUCAAUGAGGCAGAAAUAAACACCAAGUUUGUAUUUCCUCAAAUGACAUACCUGAACCUUUCUAUGCUACCAAAACUGAAGAGUUUCUACUCUGGGGUGCAUACCACCGAAUGGCCAUUAUUAAAAAAAUUGGAUGUUUAUGGAUGUGACAAAGUGGAGAUAUUUGCUUCAGAAUAUUCAAGCUUCCAUGAAACACGAGGACAGCAUCCCUUAUUUUGGAUCAAUAUGGGCACAUUCCCUUGUUUAGAAGAACUGAGAUUGGAAAGCAAUGGCAACAUGAAAGAGAUAUGGCAUGGACAACUUCCAGAAGGGUAUUUUAAGCUGAAAGUUCUGGAGCUCAUAAAUUCUCCACCACUGACUGUUCUUCCACCUUAUUUCUUUCGAUCACUAUCAAAUCUUCAAAAUUUUGUUCUGAGUGAUGCUUCCAUUAAUGAAAUAUUCCCAUAUGAAGAACCUGGUGGUGACGAAAAGCUGGAAGGGGCACGUGCUCAGUUAAGUGUACUGAGGUUAUCCAAACUCCAUGAACUGACACAUUUUUGGAAGGAGAAUUUUAAGCCUGGAGCAAUUUUCUGUAACAUGAGAGUUCUAGAAGUGCAGGAUUGUGGUAAAUUAAACGUUCUAGUGCCAUCCUCGGUGUCUUUCGAGAAUUUGACAACUCUAGAAGUGUCCAGGUGUGAGGGACUUAAACAUUUAUUUGCACACUCCACAGCUAAAAGCCUGGUGCAGCUUAGUAGAAUGAGUGUAACCGAUUGCAAAAUGCUAGAAGAAAUUGUAACAUGCCCAGGUGAUGAAGUGAAGGAAGCCAUUGUUUUCACUCAGCUAAAGUAUUUGGGACUUAGUUGUCUGCCAAACAUAGAGAGCUUUUGCUCAGGAAACUGCACCUUUAAAUUCCCUUCAUUGGAAACUGUAACCAUGAGACAUUGCCCAAAGAUGAAAACUUCGCCUCGGGAAAGGUUUAUUGCACCAAAACUAAAACGGGUGUAUUCAAGAGAAGCUGGAGGUGAAGGCCACUGGGAAGGCGAUCAAAACACCACCAUACAGCUUUUGUUCAUGGAAACGGUUGAAUACCGUGGGAUUGAAUAUGUGGUACUCUCUGAUUCCUCUAAGUUGAUGGAAAUAAGAAACUGGAAUCCACAAGGAAUUUUGGACUUUAAAAACCUUAAGUUUCUGAAAGUUCAUAACUGUAGAAACUUGAGAUGUCCAUUUAACCCUUCCAUGGCCAUGGACCUUGUGCAUCUUGAAAAACUUGAGAUUCAUGAUUGUGAGAUGUUGGAAGAGGUAAUAAUCAGAAAAGGAUUACCAAAAAGAGAAAGGAUGAGCAAGAAAAUGUUCCCUAAACUGGUAACUUUAUUGCUUAUUUCCCUCCCCAAUCUCACAAGAUUUUACUCAGGAAAUUACCUUGAGUUCCCCUUCUUGAAAGAACUUUGGAUUCAGAGUUGCCCUAUGUUGAAUACAUUCAUCUCUGGUUCUGUAACUAGAAACAACUCAAGGCAGAAUAUACAUACUGAUUUGACAGUUUUAAUUGAUGAAAAGGUGGCAUUCCCCUCCUUGGAGAAAUUAGGAAUAAUGGACAUGGGAAGCCUGAGAAAGAUUUAUAAUGACCAAAUUUCUAUGGAUUCAUUCUCCAAACUAAAGGUUCUGAAGCUCAUAGGCUUAUCUAAGCAGUUAGAUAUUCUUCCAUCUGGUUUCUUUCUUUCAUUGUCCAAACUUGAAAGGCUUGUUGUUGAUGAUGCCUCCUUUACAGAAAUAUUUCAGUGUAAAAGCACUGAGAAAAAAAUGCAAGCAUGGGAACUUGAUAGUUUUAGUGAUUUACGGUUGUCUAAACUUCCUGAGUUAUUGCAUCUCUGGAAGGAAGAGUUUGAGUGUCAACCUGGAACACAUUUUCGAAACCUGAGAAGUCUAAAAGUAUUGGAAUGCUCCAAAUUGAAGAAUUUAGUUCCAUCCACAGCGUCUUUCCAAAAUCUGACUACUCUUGAAAUAUCAAGAUGUCACGGACUUAGAAAUCUAGUAACACCCUCAACUGCUAAAAGCAUGGUGCAACUGAAAAGGAUGAGGAUAACAGAUUGCAAAAUGCUAGAAGGAAUUGUAGCAGAUGCAGACGAUAGAAGUAUAUAUAGCAUCAUGUUCAAGCAUCUGGAGUAUCUCAGACUUCAAAGCUUACAGGCGCUUACAAGUUUUUGCUCAGGGAACUAUCGCUUUGAGUUCCCAUCUUUGGUUGAAUUGGUUGCAAUCGAAUGCCCAAAGUUCAGUGUUUUUUGUAAAGGAAAAGUAAGCACACCAUCGCUAAAACGAGUACGUCCAACAGAAGGAGGAGAUAGAUCUUUUACAGAUAAGGACCUUAAUAGCACCAUUAAUGUAUUAUACAGUGAAAAGCAACUACAAGGUAUGGAACUAAGGACAUGAGAUGUAUGAUGGAAUAAAUCAAGAAAAAUGAAAGGCCGUUGACAUAUUCCAAACCGGGGCAAAACAAAAACAAUUGCAAAAGCAUCAUCUAGAUUUUCUUUUUCCUUGGUUGUCUCUUCUCAAAAUUUUUUGCCUUUUGCACUUUUGACCUUUCAUUGUCUCACACUCUUUCUCCCUGCAAACCAGGCUCAAAAUGAUGUGAAAGAGUUGGAGUUUCUUCAGUGGACGAUGUCAGACUUGUGGAGACCUUCAGCUGAGUGAAGGUCAAUGAAUUUUAUCAUCGACUUUGGUGUGGAAGGUUAAUCUUAUCUGGUCUUAGCCCUCAUUCUUUUUUUUUUUUUUUACUUUGCUUGCAUUUUUUUCCUCAACCGAAUGGAACCAAACAUAUGGAUUUGGAACCAUUUUCUGAGAAAUCUAAUUCCUGUAUUCUCUCAUUUCCUUUCAAUUUUUAAUUGUUAAGGCUUCUGUCUGUUUAGCAAAUUAAAUGAUAAAAUUGGCAGAAAA
Molecule: messenger RNA, 8893 nt
Organism: Gossypium raimondii (Peruvian cotton)
Lineage: Eukaryota; Viridiplantae; Streptophyta; Magnoliopsida; Malvales; Malvaceae
Exons: 10
Coding region: 230-8389 (2719 amino acids)
Molecular function (GO): ATP hydrolysis activity; ADP binding
Source: RefSeq, a predicted model, not a curated record